GGUCUCCUGCUGCUCUGAGUAAACGGACUGAUUUUGAAAUAAUGCAGUCAGGCUUAGUUUUCCUGUGUCUUUCCUUCUUUGCCUGUGUUUGUACUUCAGCCCAUGAAGAUGCUGAUGCAAAAGCUUGUCCAGAGACGCUUCCUGUAGUGGAAAAUGGAGAGGUUUCCCCAAUGUAUUUGAAAAGUAACUACACUGAAGGAGAUAGAUUGCUGUACAUUUGCCCACAAGGUUAUGUUUCUCUGGGAAAAAUAAUUUUCGUUUGUCAAAAGAACCAGUGGGUCAACAAUCGAGACAAUGCCAAAUGUUCACGGAAACGCUGUGAGCUCCCAGCAGACAUACCAAACGGCCGCUAUGUCAUAGUCAACGGCACUGACUUUGUGUAUGGAGCUACUAUCAAAUACAUAUGCAAAGAAGGCUACCAGAUGGUGAGUCGGGUAAACAACAGGACGUGUUUGGCUGGGGGGUGGGACAACCACUUACCUGAGUGUGCAGAGUUGUCAUGCCCCCUACCUGAAACCGAGAGCAAUGUCAUCAUGGAUGGACUGCUUGAUUAUGACACCACACUGAGAUACGGACACAGGAUACAGUUCACAUGUAACAGUCCUGGACUCAAACUGGUGGGACCAAAAGAAUCCACAUGCCAAGAAAAUGGGGAGUGGAGUGGUCAUCUUCCUCGAUGUGAAGAGGUCACGUGUGAGCUCGAGGAGCUCAGCAGCGGAGUUUCCGUGGUUGGGCUUCCAGAAGAAUAUGCACCCAUGAAGUACGGGCACAAGUUACAGUUCUACUGCUCUCACCGAGAGACGGCUCUGAGAGGACGUGAUGAAGUGACUUGCUCAGCAGGAGGAACCUGGAGCAGCCCUUUUCCAACCUGUGAAGUGCUUACCUGCAAGGAAGGACAGCUGGAUAAUGUGAGAAUUGUCAGGGGAGAUCCUGGCAGAGCUCCACCAUAUAAACCUAAACAUACCUUACAUUUUCAAUGUAGCUAUUCUGACAUGAUUAUGAUGGGACCCUCAUCAAUUACAUGCAGAUCAGAUGGAACAUGGAACAGCCCAUACCCUACAUGCAUAGACAGUGCUUGUGGUCCACCACCCAACUACAGAUUUAGUAGACUAACCAGUACCCCACAGGCCCGUUAUGAGCAUGGUGAAACAGUUCAGUAUACCUGCCCGAGAUACUACAUUAUAGAAGGGAGCCCCUAUGCAACCUGUAAUCAGGGAACAUGGACAGGAGGACAUUUAAGGUGUUUAGAACCUUGUAUUGUGACAGAGGAUGAUAUGGAUGACAGGAAAAUAAAACCACGUUCCUACAGGAAGGAAACACUAACGAUAUAUUCUGGCUACUAUUUGGAAUUUGAAUGUCAAUAUCGAAGGCGAGCAAAAACAAACCGUAACUCCUUUAUGCCGCAGUGCAAUAAUGGAGUAAUGUAUUUGCCUCUUUGCCAAUAGUGUACCUUAGGCCACUAACACAUGUUGGUGAAGUAAUUAACCUUUUAAGUCUGCAACCAGAUUUACAAAGACUAGUGAAAAUCUGACUUGUGUUUAUUCAAAUCUCAGAAACAAGCAAAUCAGACAGACGCAACAUUAAUGAUUAUACUUAAGAGGCAAAUUAUGAAGUUAAGAAAUGCAUUUUUACCUGUUUCAUUUUAUACUGAUUAUUUGUACUAAUCAUCUUGUAUACAUGCAUACCAGCUUGCUCUCUACUAAGUGUUAAAAUGAUUCAUAAAGGAGUUAAAGAACACCAAUAAAUUUGUUUUGGAUAUUCA
This is a messenger RNA of Pygocentrus nattereri (red-bellied piranha), 1762 nucleotides long. Its product is annotated as complement factor H-like. Lineage: Eukaryota; Metazoa; Chordata; Actinopteri; Characiformes; Serrasalmidae. The record is from RefSeq and is a predicted model, not a curated record. The transcript is spliced from 9 exons. The coding region runs from base 42 to 1445 and encodes 467 amino acids.